Molecule: messenger RNA, 2114 nt
Organism: Thunnus maccoyii (southern bluefin tuna)
Lineage: Eukaryota; Metazoa; Chordata; Actinopteri; Scombriformes; Scombridae
Product: cocaine esterase-like
Exons: 13
Coding region: 91-1782 (563 amino acids)
Source: RefSeq, a predicted model, not a curated record
UGUCCCUGUCAGAGUCAUAAAGGGAAAAGCUUCAUAGCAGGCAGCAUUUUAUCAUUUUGUUUUUCCAAAGGAGUGCUGCAAUCCGCAGACAUGCCAGUCAUGAAGUUUCAGGAUUAUCAAACUCUUUUCUUUCUAUUGUCUGUUUUAUUCAUGCAUGUUGCUGCAGACCUUCAUGCACCUGAAGUCCACACAAAGCUUGGGAGCCUGAGAGGUGAGUAUGUGAGUGUAAAGGGGAAAGAGACUGGGGUCCAUGCCUACCUGGGUGUCCCAUUUGCCAAGCCACCCAUAGGCCCUGUUCUGAGACUGGCUGCACCUCAGCCUGUAGAGGGAUGGGAAGGAGUGAGAGACGCCACCCAGCAGCCACCCAUGUGUAUUCAACAUAAGCAGCUUACUAUAGAUCUGCUUGAUAAAAACGGUGGCAUGUCAGUAGUUCUCCCAGAUAUUUCAGAAGACUGCCUUUACCUCAACAUUUACACUCCUGCAAACAAAGCUCAUGAUGGCAAGCUCCCAGUCAUGGUUUGGAUCCACGGUGGAGGGUUUGUUGUAGGAUCAGCUUCAAUAUAUGAUGGCUCGGCCUUGGCUGCUUACCAGGAUGUGGUUGUGGUUCUGAUCCAAUACCGCUUGGGACUUUUGGGCUUUCUUAGCACGGGAGAUGAGCACAUAUCAGGGAACUUUGGCCUGCUGGACCAGGUAGAAGCCCUGAGGUGGAUCCAGCAGCACAUUCACAACUUUGGAGGAGACCCUACUUCAGUUACCAUAUUUGGGGAGUCUGCAGGUGGAGUGAGCGUGUCUCUCCUGCUUCUCUCAGCAUUGUCUGAUGGCCUGUUCCACCAAGCCAUUGCUGAGAGUGGCACUGCUGCAAUGGAUUUAAUCAUGAUAAAUGAUCCUCUACCAAUAACACAGGUAGUAGCGAAUAUAUCUGGAUGUAGCAUCGAAAGCACAGAGAAGAUUGCUGAUUGUUUGAGAAACCUCGAUAUUGAUACUAUUGUGACUAUUGGGCAGGAUGAAACACUAAGAUUUUCUAUGACUGUUGAUGGACACUUCCUGACAAAACCCGUGGAUGAGCUGUUCCAUAAACAUGAACUUCUCACUGUACCGUUCAUGACUGGUGUUAAUAAUGAUGAAGUGGGCUGGUUACUUGCUGAAUUCUUUGCUCCUCCAAACUGGACUGAGGGAAUGGAUCGGGAGCAAGUUGUGAACAUGCUGUCCAUCUUUUACUCUGAUCCCAAAUAUGCAAUCAUCAGAGAUCUGAUGGUAGAUGAAUAUAUUGGAACUGGUGAAGAUCGUGUGAAAAAUAGAGAAGGGUUUACUGAGAUGCUUGGAGACACAUUGUUCACCAUUCCAGCCAUUAAAGCUGCAAAUGCCCACAGAGAUGCAGGCGCCCCUGUAUACCUGUAUGAGUACCAGCAUCCUCCCAAAUUUCUGCAGGCAAAAAGGCCAAGCUUUGUUGGGUGUGACCAUGGAGACGAACUCUUUACAGUAUUAGGAUUCUGCUUCACUACCACUCAUGUUAAAUUAGUAGAUGCAUGCCCAGAAGAGGAGGAACAGUUAAGCAGAACCAUGAUGAGCUACUGGGGCAACUUUGCUCGCACAGGGUCUCCUAAUGGGGACGGCCUUGUCCACUGGCCUAAGUAUGGAGUAGAUGAAGAAUACCUGGCAAUUGGUAUAACAGAGCAGGUAAUUGGACAGCACCUGAAGAAGGAUCGCUUUGUCUUCCUGACUCAGACUCUCCCAGAGAAGAUCCAACAACAUAUGGAGAAGAUGGAGCACAGCGAGCUGUAGAGCUGUCACCUCUCAUCUUUCUCUGUUCCAUCAGUCAUUCAUUAAAUACAAACAAGUCUGACAAAAAUGCAUUUACUUACUGUGAGAUAUUUACUAAUUGGAUUUGAUAAUAAUAACAAUAUUUUUGAAAAAAUUGAAAUUUGGAGAGGAGAUAAGUUUUAAGUUGGGUGAAUAUUUUUCCACUUUGUAUAUUGAAGCAGUUUGAAUCCAAGGAAAAGUAUUUUCGGGAAAUACUUUUAUAAAAUCUAAUAGCAUAAAGGAACGGUGUGUAUUUGUACGGUAACUUAAAUCAUGGGAUACACCUACUGUGUUUGUAUGAAGUGGAUCUAAUA